Molecule: messenger RNA, 597 nt
Organism: Penicillium waksmanii
Lineage: Eukaryota; Fungi; Ascomycota; Eurotiomycetes; Eurotiales; Aspergillaceae
Product: putative isochorismatase family hydrolase
Exons: 1
Coding region: 1-597 (198 amino acids)
Source: RefSeq, a predicted model, not a curated record
AUGACAAACGUCCAAUCUUUCCGCGACCUAAUCGGUCUCCCCCCUUCCACAGCCUCUACCAAAGACUCAACCCUAAUCAUAAUCGAUGCUCAAAACGAAUAUGCGACCGGCCACCUCCAAGUCGAACUUGUGAACGAAACCCGCAAAGUAAUCUCCGACCUCCUAUCCCUCUACCGAAGCACGGGCAACGGCAAAAACAUCGUUCAUGUCGUCCACGAAGUACCAGCCGGUGCACCAGUCUUCACACCGGGAACACCUCUAGCAGAAGAGUUCAGCGAACUCACCCCUCAGUCAGGCGAGAAGGUCGUAGCGAAGAAUUUCCCCAAUUCGUUCGCUCAGACCGAUCUUGAUGAGUAUCUAAAGGGGUUGGGCGAGGUCGGGAAGAAGAUCGUUCUUGUUGGGUAUAUGGCGCAUGUUUGUGUUUCGACGACGGCGAGGGCUGGGGCUGAGAAGGGGUAUGAUGUUAUUGUUGCUAGGGAUGCGGUUGGUGAUCGCAAUAUUCCCGGCGUUAAGGCGAAGGAUCUUGUGGAUACUGCGUUGUUUGAGUUGGCUGAUGCUUUUGCGACUGUUUUGUCGGCGGUGGAGAUUCGGGCUUAG